AUGGUCUCCCCGGCUAUUGCGCUGGCGUUCAUCCCUUUCGUGGUGACCCUGCUCAUCCGCUACCGGCACUACUUCUGCCUCUUUUACCGGGCAGUGUUGGUGCGGCGGCUGCGAGACUACCUAACGGGCAUCCCCAAGGAAGAGAGGGCCUUCCAGUACGUCCUGACCCACACCAUCCCAGGAGACCCCCAGCAUAUCUUGGAGACCUUUGACCACUGGAGCUACCACUGCGAGUAUCUCAGCAACCUGGGACCCCAGAAAGCCAAGAUCCUGGAGCGGCUGAUCUACGAGAAGGCCCCCCUCAGAGUCUUGGAGCUGGGCACCUACUGUGGAUAUGCCACUAUCCUCAUCGCACAGCUGUUGCCGCUGGGCGCCCGGUUGUACACCGUGGAGAUGGACGACCGCAAAGCGGCCGUGGCCGAGAAGGUCAUCCGCCUCGCUGGCUUCGACGAUGACACCGUGGAGCUCAUUCGGGGACCCUCGCAGGAAGUCAUCCCCCAGCUCAAGGAGAAAUACGGGCUCAGCCACGUGGAUUUCAUCUUCAUGGACCACUGGAAACGCUGCUACUUGAGGGACCUGCAGCUGCUGGAAGCCCACGACCUCCUCCUGGAAGGGGCCACCGUCGUGGCCGACAACAUCAUCUUCCCCGGCGCGCCUCAUUUCCUGCAGUACGUCAAGGCCUGCGGCAAGUACAAGUGGAGGAUUCACAGGACCAGUCUGCAGUACUUCCGAGCCAUACCUGACGGCAUGGCCCAGCUCACCUGGACGGGUCUGCAAUGAUGGGAGAUGUCACUGCUAUAGGGGAAACUGCUCUGUUUCCCUUAUGGGGUAUUCCGGAGCCCAUACAGAGUCCUUAAGAGGAAAUAACAGAGGCCAACCAGAGAAUAUUGAGAAGCAAAGCGGCUAGUUCUGAUCUUCAUUCAAGGAGCUGUUGCAACAGGGUCCCCACUCACCGCACACAGGAGGGAGGAGGAACCCAGAACAAUGGUGCACAAGUCCUUAUAAAGACUUUUGAAAUUGCCCACCUGGUUGCCCAAGGACCCCCCCCCCCAACACACACACAUACACACCACAGAAGGAGGUGGUCUACAGCAGAAAUCCUGCCUGCCAGGAUACCUGAUAAUGCUCACUGAUUACAUUACCUGAGCAGACCGGACAUUCUUUUGUGAUGGCUAAUACUUUAGUAAUUUAGUUCCUGAAUCCAGGUCACAGGCUCACCCUAUUCAUACACAAAUACGCCCUGAAGACAGGAUUUGCAAGCAAAAAGACAAUGGGAAGGCUUCCCCCAUUUGCCUCCUUUACUGCAGAGGAAUACCUGAGGUCAUUGGGAGAGUCAAAAAUGGCCCCAGGAUUGCUCUCCUGUACUAUUUCAGACACAUGGUUUAUAUAUUUAGAUAUGUGCGCAUUUAUGAAUGUUUAUUCUAUAUUUGAGACCUUAAAAUUCUUAUAACAUCGCCAAUGGGGGCCUAGAUAGCUCCUUCCUCAAGAGCCUGAGAUGCGGCUACAAAGAGACGGGGUGUUCUCCUUCCUUGCUGGGAGAGCAAAAGAAGAUUCUGUCCCGAUUUACACACCCCUGCAAACAGCCAUGGAAAUGACACAAAUAUAAGGAAAGCAAAAUGACUUUGUUCUCAUGCAAAUUUCCGGUUUUUGGGCGAGUACUGAAGACCUGCCAACGCUCCUCUCCUAGCACAAGACCGGCCAGUUUUUAAGCUGAUCUAUUUAUGUCUUUAUUUAGUUUGAGUCCCUGGGGAAUGCAGACCUGAGUUCCUCAUGGCAGGCCUUGCCAGAUGAUAAAAUUGAGGCAAGUGAGCUAUUUGAUGUUGCAAUUAUCAACUGGCCGUUUGAAAUCUUCUCUGUCAGCAAACAGAACGCCCCCCCCCCCCCGAGAUUUCUAGAUUGGAAUUGAUUAACGGGCCUCAGUCUAUCUUAUUUUUUUUGAACUUCAUUUUGUAUUGUUUCCAUUUAUCAUACAAAUAGUUUGUUAAAUCAAUAUACAAAUAAACUGCCAUGCAUCUGGUAAUACAUGUCAAUUACAUUGAAAAACAAAAGUUGUUUUCCAAACAUACCAAUGUAUCAUUUCUUAUUUACACCUCCUUUGAUCCUCCUAUAUGUUCUUAUCAUCUAGACUUGUUCUCUCGA
Zootoca vivipara (common lizard) is the source of this 2139-nucleotide messenger RNA. Its product is annotated as transmembrane O-methyltransferase homolog. Gene Ontology annotation, biological process: catecholamine catabolic process; developmental process; dopamine metabolic process. NCBI's taxonomy places the organism in Eukaryota, Metazoa, Chordata, Lepidosauria, Squamata, Lacertidae. Gene Ontology annotation, molecular function: catechol O-methyltransferase activity. The record is from RefSeq and is a predicted model, not a curated record.